Apis dorsata (giant honeybee) is the source of this 2570-nucleotide messenger RNA. It is a transcript of the gene Su(var)3-3, whose product is annotated as lysine-specific histone demethylase 1A. Bases 129 to 2501 code for a protein of 790 amino acids. Gene Ontology annotation, molecular function: flavin adenine dinucleotide binding; oxidoreductase activity; protein binding. The transcript is spliced from 14 exons. NCBI's taxonomy places the organism in Eukaryota, Metazoa, Arthropoda, Insecta, Hymenoptera, Apidae. Gene Ontology annotation, biological process: regulation of DNA-templated transcription. The record is from RefSeq and is a predicted model, not a curated record. Gene Ontology annotation, cellular component: nucleus.
UUCUAUAUUAUCGUAGUCUCUGGAUUUCAUAAUUGUAUGUGCCGCCGGUUUGAAGAGUCAAAACAAACCUGUGUGAUUACGCACAGCAGUGGUUACGUUUGAUACGGAAAUUAUUAAAUAGCAGCAAUAUGAGUCGAAGAAAAAGAGCGAAGGUAGAGUACAGAGAAAUGGAAGAGAAAUAUAAUCAAUUAGAGGAUGAAAAUGCUUCAGAUACAUCGGAAAAAUCUAAACCUGGUCUUGUAACGCCAGAAAAAAAAGUUGUUCCUGAAGUAAAAAAAGAAUCUGAUACAAGUAUAUCACAAUCUGUUCCCACAUCUUCAGCACCAAGAAUUGAAGUAAAAGAAGAAGACGAUCAAGAUAGCGAUCAUGAAGAUCCUCAUGUAAAAGAAUUACUUAAUGGUUUGGAAGGAGCAGCAUUUCAAAGUCGUCUUCCAUUCGAUAAAUUAACUUCUACAGAAGCUGCUUGUUUCCCAGAUGUUUCUGGCGGUCCACCACAGACUCAGAAAGUUUUUCUUCACAUUCGAAACAGACUUUUGCAAUUAUGGCUUGAAAAUCCAAAACAACAAUUGAUAAUUGAGAAUGCUUUGCCAGCAAUAGAACCACCUUAUAAUAGCGAUACUGUAUUGGCACGUCGAAUUCACGCAUUUUUAGAAAGACAUGGUUUUAUUAAUUUCGGAGUAUUUAAACGACUUAAACCAUUACCUACGAAGAAGUUAGGUAAAGUGAUCGUAAUUGGAGCAGGUAUUGCUGGUUUAGCUGCAGCCCAACAAAUGCAACAAUUUGGUUUAGAAGUAAUUGUACUCGAAGCACGGGAUCGCGUUGGUGGACGAAUUGCAACAUUUCGUAAAUCUUCAUAUAUAGCCGAUCUCGGGGCUAUGGUAGUCACGGGUUUAGGUGGGAAUCCCGUAACAACACUUAGUAAACAGAUUAAUAUGGAACUUCACAAAAUUCGACAAAAGUGUCCUUUAUACGAAAGCGAUGGGCAAACGGUCCCAAAAGAUAAAGAUGAAAUGGUAGAGAGAGAGUUUAACCGGUUAUUGGAAGCAACUUCAUAUCUUUCACAUCAAUUAGAUUUUAAUUACGUGGGUAGUGCUGGAUCUGGACAAGGUGGUAAUACACGACCGGUUUCAUUGGGUCAGGCAUUGGAAUGGGUGAUACGUCUACAAGAGCAAGGUGUCAAACAGCGUCAAGUAGCACAUCUGCGUUCCGUACUAUCGCUCCAAGGUCGACUCAUUACCAAUCAACAUAGGAUGAUAGCAAUCAUGGAUCGUUUGGUCGAGUUAAAUAAGCAAUAUAAAGAAAUGACCGAAAGUAAAUUACAAACACGUGAUAUAACGCAAGAAUUCGUAUUGCGUUCAAAAUUACGCGAUCUUCAUAAUGCAUGCAAGGAAUGGGAUCAACUUUCCGAACAACAGAAAGAAAUCGAGGCAAAGUUACAAGAAUUGGAAGCCUCCCCUCCUAGUGACGUAUAUCUUUCUUCGAAGGACCGUCAAAUAUUGGAUUGGCACUUUGCAAAUUUGGAGUUCGCCAACGCGACGUCGCUAUCGAACCUAAGCCUGAAACAUUGGGACCAAGACGACGACUUCGAAUUUACCGGCAGUCAUCUAACAGUUCGCAACGGCUACUCGUGCGUACCUGUUGCUCUGUCCGAGGGCCUGGACAUCCGGCUGAACACGGCGGCAAGGGCGGUCCGCUACGGGGUGAACGGGGUGGAGGUGUGGGCCGCACCCUCGCGCAGCCCCCACACAAAUCACACGGUGUACAAGGCGGACGCGGUGCUGGUCACCCUUCCCCUCGGAGUGCUCAAGGCGUCCGCGCCGCCGUCCGCGGUCGCCUUCAAUCCUCCGCUUCCGGACUGGAAGUCUCAGGCUAUUCAGAGGCUCGGUUUCGGCAAUUUAAAUAAGGUGGUGCUGUGCUUCGAACGGAUCUUCUGGGAUCCGACCGCCAAUUUGUUUGGCCACGUGGGGAGCACAACCGCGUCGCGUGGUGAGCUCUUCCUCUUCUGGAACCUUUACAAGGCGCCGGUGUUAUUGGCCCUGGUCGCUGGAGAGGCUGCCUGCGUCAUGGAGAAUGUCAGCGACGACGUGAUCGUUGGACGUUGCAUAGCCGUCUUGAAGGGUAUUUUUGGAAACCAAGUGGUUCCACAGCCGCGCGAGAGUGUAGUGACGAGAUGGCGAGCGGAUCCAUGGGCGAGAGGCUCGUACAGUUUCGUCGCGGUCGGCAGUUCCGGUAGCGAUUACGAUCUUUUGGCCGCCCCAGUCGCGCCCCCUGCCACCCCUGGCGCACCGCCGCCGCAACCCAGGGUUUUCUUCGCAGGAGAGCACACCAUACGAAAUUACCCGGCUACCGUGCACGGCGCAUUUCUCAGCGGACUACGCGAGGGUGGACGGAUCGCGGAUCAACUCUGCGGAAGCCCUUACGCGCCACCGACGAUGCCCGCUUCCGGCCCAGCGCCCACGGCCAUUCCAACCGCGACCACCGGAUCCACGACCACGCCUUAGCGUCCUGCCGCGGAAUCCUUGGCCUUCGAUCGAUAAAAAAUGAAACAAGAAAAAGAAAAAAAAAAAAAA